Molecule: messenger RNA, 1644 nt
Organism: [Torrubiella] hemipterigena
Lineage: Eukaryota; Fungi; Ascomycota; Sordariomycetes; Hypocreales; Clavicipitaceae
Source: the annotation of a GenBank genome assembly
GAGGCAAAAAAAACAUCUUUUUGUCCCUGGCGGGCGAAAUCCCAAGUUUUGAUACAACAAAGAGAUAUAUUUUCUAUUAAAAGAGCAACCGCUCUCUGAAACUGCGGGCGUCAUUCACUGUGCUCUCGUGCCACUGGCUGGCAAAGGCCGGUAUAUGGUUUAUAUAAAGCCGUGCCAGUGAAUCAGAUGAUUACUAGGUCUAAAAGCAAGAUUACUUUUAAAUUUCCUACCCGUUUAGCACAAUCUACCUUCAAGCAAGAUGCGAAAGUCACCACCAGCCAUGGCGGCUCCAAAGAUCAAACAAGAGACUUACGAAUACGAAGAAAGUGAAGGGAGUCUGAGAAAUAAGUCAGCAUGGGACGGCUUUGACGAAGACUGCGAGAUUGUCGGGCUCGGGGAUGUUUCACCGCUUACCCUGCAACAGCAGCUGGAGAUUGAGAAGAAGGUCUACCCCGGAGCCAAGACAUGGGCGCCUCGAGAGGAGCUUCUCUUUGAAAGGCUGUUCAUGCGACAGGAGCUGGCCAUGUUGCCUGCCCACUGGGAUGUUGACUUUCGCGAUGUUCCUAUUGGAGACGCCGCUUUUGCCGUGAAGGGCGAAAGCGAGCCCAUCAUCUACGCAUACGGCAAAGAAUUUUCAGCCACCACCGCACUGACAAAGCUCAUUGACCUCACAUCCGCGGUGCGCACAGCCUCACAAACGGGCCUCGUCAACCGCUCAAGUGAGGUGUUGAAGAAAGGUCUUGAACGAUAUCUCGCAUGGGCAGCCGAGGACGCAGGAUACAACAAGCUGAAAGUUGUUCCUAAUAUUAUUGCCGAAAUUGUAAGCCCUGAGCUGGAGGAAGAUGCCGUCACCGAUUACAUGCAGUCCCGUAUGCGAGCCCUCGCUCGUCUCCAGCGAGAAUUCUUGCACAAAGACCGCCGGUCAGACUUUUGGAAGCUGGAGCCGUCAACCGAUCCAAACGACACUCCCAACAAAACGCCGCUCUCUAAAAAGAAGCUGCUCUUGCAAAAGUAUCUCUCACCGCACGGCAAGCGUCUAGCCAAGAGAAAGAGAGCAAGCAACGACGACGACUCUGAUGACUUCGCUCCGCAAUCUGAAGAUUCAACCCCGACUAAGAGCGGCUCUAAUAAUCGCAGGGUUCGGAGAAAGCUCCAUCACUUUUCAACAGAGUAUGACGAGUUGGCGACGGAUCAGUCUAGCAUAUUGAGCUUCCAACCGACAGCAACUCAAACGAUGCCAACCGACAGCAGCCGCCCCGAGACACCCAAGGGCAAAGAUAUCACCAAGGGCGAGAUGUUAGAGUACCGCCGACAACCUCCCGUCGUGUACGGGCUCUUCAUCCUUGGCGAAACCGCCUUUGUCUUGACGGUAGACUCAGCCCGCGGCGAGUCCGGUUACAUUAGCUUCCUCUGUGAAACCGAUUUUAUGAACAAGGGCCAGACCAUUUGGAACGCUUUAACCAUUGCCAUGGUUGUCUGUAUGGCACGCGACGAUCUUCGCGAACGUAUGCAUGACUUUGAGGAUGCCACUUUUGAGGACGACACGGAUCACGAUGCUUGAUUUUUACCAUGUAUGCGCAUUCACACUACGUUUGCUUUUCUUAACACCACUCCCUCCCUGUCCUUUUUUUCACACAAUAGAUA